ACUGGUCAGAAGGCACGAGGUCCGUCCGUUCUCCUGAUGGUUUCCAAUGUGGAUGGAUCAUUCGAUCGAAGACCGUGACUCGGACAAGUUGUCAAGAAGGUACCGAUCCAAUUUCAUAGACGAUUUUCAAUAGUGAAAAACAGAUCGAUAGAACCGAAAGUAACCAGAGCAUUUUAAAAGAAUUCAAAAAUGCGCGGGGAAAUAUUUUUCUUGAUCGUUUUCAUCGCUAGCGCUAUAGCUAUGCCCACGGAUAGCAGGGAGGAAGAAUCUCGUCUCAGUAACGAGAUCCUUCCUGGAGUAAUCGAGGUGCAAGACGAAACUUCACAGGAAGUUAUUACAACGACCAAAGAGGAAGCGAUAACAACGAGACAACCAGCUUUGGAUGACCCACCAACUGUGAAGCCUGGAAUUCGCAAGACACCCAAACAAAAUGGUUCUACGGUUUCUCAGACCUUUUCUCGUGUGAUUGAUGACAUCUUCAAUAUUCCGAUUUCCGUCUUGCGCGCAGUAAAUACUCUGUUAAACAAUGCAUUUGGUAACAAAUCGACACCGGCAUCUUCGGCGGGAGUGACGUCAAUACCAGAGGUUUGAAAGAAGAGGGAAGAAAUAACGUUAAAAAUAAUUUUGAAAAAUUAAGAUAUCGAAACCUCUUCUCAUCCCAACCAACGACGUCAUAAGUACGAUUUAAAAAUGUAAUUUAUAAGAAAAAAAAGAAAAUUGCGUGUAUUGGCUGUUUGGUCGUAAAAGAAAAGUAAGCGUCCGUUUGGUUAGAAUGAUAACAGGCAACGUAACCGGAUAUAGAUUUAAUAAAGAGAAAUAUUCUCGUAUCCACAGUGAAUAGACAUAGAUAAGUGGGUAAAAUCACGUAUACCUUUAUACAGUAGAUACAUACGUGGUUAGAUUAGGCAAUACGUGAGUACUUGCGUCACGUCACCAAUUGUACAAAAUUGUGUGGAAACAUGCAAUUUUCUAUAUGUACUUACGAUUGUCCUUCUGCUCGUCCUUCCUUUGUUGUUUAUCUUUGUCUCGCACCGUCCAGCUUUAUAUUAUAUAUAUUUUCUACCAAUGACAUACAUAUUUCGCAUAAAGGUUGAUUUCGCAUGAUGCAUGUUCCAUUGAUAUAACGAUCACUAUUUAUUGUAUUGUUUGUAUCGUCAAUAAAGAUGCUACACGACUGAA
Messenger RNA from Cephus cinctus (wheat stem sawfly), 1179 nucleotides. RefSeq lists its product as uncharacterized. Lineage: Eukaryota; Metazoa; Arthropoda; Insecta; Hymenoptera; Cephidae. The transcript is spliced from 4 exons. The record is from RefSeq and is a predicted model, not a curated record. Bases 190 to 591 code for a protein of 133 amino acids.